UGAAUGGAGAGGCAGGCGCUGCAGCGGGCCAAGGAGGCCUUCCUGAGUGGCAGGACCCGGCCUGUGGAGUUCAGACUGCAGCAGCUCCAUGCCCUGCAGAGGAUGAUCACUGAGAAAGAGACCGAGAUCUCCACUGCUCUCAAACAGGACAUCAACAGGAGCCAGUAUGACACACCGCUCCUGGAGCUGAUUGGCAUUGAAAAUGAGAUAAAGCUGGCUAUAGAGAAGCUGGCAGAGUGGGCGGCUCCUCGGCCAGUGGAGAAGAACCUCCUCACCAUAUCAGAUGAGGUUUAUAUCCAGCCAGAGCCCCUGGGAGUGGUUCUCAUCAUAGGGGCCUGGAACUACCCCUGGGCCCUCACCCUCCUGCCCCUGGUUGGAGCUAUCGCUGCUGGCAACGCAGCUGUGGUGAAACCGUCCGAGCUCAGCGAGUACUCGUCCCUCCUCCUCCGGGCUCUGCUGCCUCGCUAUCUGGACAAGGAGCUGUACCCAGUAGUGACAGGCGGAGUGUCAGAGACCCAGGAGCUCCUGAAGCUCAGAUUUGAUCAUGUCUUCUACACGGGCGGCAGCACAGUGGGCAAACUGGUGAUGGAAGCUGCAGCUCGCCAUCUCACCCCAGUGACCCUGGAGCUGGGAGGGAAGAGCCCCUGCUACAUCGACAAAGACUGUGACGUCAGAAUCGCCUGCCGUCGUAUCACGUGGGGAAAGUUCGUCAACUGCGGCCAGACGUGCAUCGCUCCAGACUACAUCCUGUGUGAGCCCUGCAUCCAGGGCCGAGUGGUGGAAUGCAUCCGACAAACUCUACUGGAAUUUUAUGGCGCCGAUCCCAAAUGCUCGCCAGACUACGGCCGAAUCAUCAACCAGCGUCACUUUAGCAGAGUCAUGGGUCUGAUGGAGGGGUACACUCCUGUGGUGGGUGGACAGAGUGACGCCUCGCAGCGCUAUAUUGCCCCAACAGUGCUGAAGGACGUGCCCCCUCACUCCAGGCUGAUGCAGGAGGAGAUCUUCGGCCCCCUGCUGCCCAUCGUGACCGUUAGUGACAUGGACGAUGCCAUCCGCUUCAUCAACGAGAGAGAGAAACCUCUGGCCCUCUAUAUCUUCUGCUCUGAUAAAAAGGCAGUAAAAAGGAUGAUUGAGGAGACCUCGAGUGGAGGAGUGACGGUCAAUGACGUUAUGAUGCACUACACACUUAGCUCACUCCCGUUUGGUGGUGUUGGUCAGAGUGGUAUGGGCCACUACCAUGGGAAACACACUUUUGACCAGCUGAGCCACCAGAGGGCGUGUCUGGUCCGCUCUUUGGGCAUGGAGCGUGUCAACCUUGCCCGAUACCCUCCACAGGACCGCCGCCGGGCUCGCAGGGCACGUAUGGCUCUCAAGUCACCACUCAUUGACACGUCCAAGAGGACAUUCAUCUGGGCCGUCGCUGCCACUGUCAUUGGCUUCGGGCUGUUUGUCACCCUGCUGGUCAUCCUGCUCAUAGCUUCAGGCCUCAACUGCACCUGCUGGUACUGGAGAGGCUUUUAUAACUAGAGACACUGCAGGUUCUAAAAAGUGCCUGCUGUUAAGAACACACCUGAGCACACUUUGACUCCUGUUUUAUAUUCAGAUAUUUUACAGAAAAUAUGAUAACCAUUUGAUCUAACUUGUAUUUGCUGUGUGUCUAUUUUGUAUCAGAUGUCCCUCAGCGACGAGACAAACAAGGUUAAACACUAACCAAACACACACCGGAGUGCUGUCCUGCGUUCUUCAUUAUUGAAGGUUAACAUUCACUAUCUGAGAAAAUAUCAGUGUAAAUACAAAUUUGAUGAUGAACUGAAAACCCAGUGUUCCACAGAUACAACAUGUGUGUAUUUUGCUAGAGUUUUUCCAGAAUAAAAAAAUUGAUGUAUUGUCAUCUUCUAUUUUUAUGUUUCGCCAUUUAUAAUUUUUAAGCUGUACUUCACUUCUAGGGGAUCACAAGCCAAAAAGGUUGGAAACCACUGGUUUAAUCUAAAACAAUGGGCCUAUUGUAAGCGAUAUACAAACACAUUUUUUCUUAUUUUUGCUCUUCUCUUAGGUCAGAGAACAUGUUACGAGUGGUUGAGAGCACUCUUACCAAGAUAAGAACAAAACACUCAGUCUGCAGAUUGUUUGCCCAACACAAAGAAAAAUAGGUUUUAAAUGCUGAAGUUAAGAUAUUUUUACCUAUGCUACAUAUGCUAAUAACAUUAUCCACAGACCUCCAAUUUAAGUUCCAGUGGGAUUCAUCAUUCAGCACACCUUGGAGCAGAUUGGAGGGUUAAGAACAUUUUGUGCAUCUGGAGCUGACUUGCUGCAUGAGGCCCAAUUUUAUAAGCUCAUCAGAUAUUUUUAUGUCAACAUUUCUAUGGUACACUGGUGUGAACGUUUAGCUGCGCACUUUUUUAUGUGUUUCACCACACUGUGUGGCCCUCA
Morone saxatilis (striped sea-bass) is the source of this 2430-nucleotide messenger RNA. Its product is annotated as aldehyde dehydrogenase, dimeric NADP-preferring-like. The transcript is spliced from 9 exons. The record is from RefSeq and is a predicted model, not a curated record. The coding region runs from base 4 to 1527 and encodes 507 amino acids. Gene Ontology annotation, biological process: aldehyde metabolic process. NCBI's taxonomy places the organism in Eukaryota, Metazoa, Chordata, Actinopteri, Moronidae. Gene Ontology annotation, cellular component: cytoplasm. Gene Ontology annotation, molecular function: aldehyde dehydrogenase (NAD+) activity.